Molecule: messenger RNA, 2421 nt
Organism: Plasmodium relictum
Lineage: Eukaryota; Apicomplexa; Aconoidasida; Haemosporida; Plasmodiidae
Product: histone-arginine methyltransferase, putative
Exons: 1
Coding region: 1-2421 (806 amino acids)
Biological process (GO): peptidyl-arginine methylation
Cellular component (GO): nucleus
Molecular function (GO): protein-arginine N-methyltransferase activity
Source: RefSeq, a predicted model, not a curated record
AUGAAUACAGAAAAUAAGGAGUUAAAAGAAUUAUUUAAAGCAAUAGAAAAUAUAAUUAAUAGUUACGAAAAUGAAUUGACAAUUAAAAGGAAAGAAAGUUUUGCAAAUGAAGAAUAUGCAUAUAGUUUAUGUGAUGAUUACAAAAGUAGAAAAACGAAAAAUGUUGUAAUACAUAUGUUAAAUAAAAAUAUUAAUAUAUUAUAUUGUAGUGAUGAAUACAAAAACAUAAUAUUUAUCAAUUUUUUAAGGUUAUGUCAAUUGAAUAAUUUAGAUGUGAAAAAAUAUCAUGAUAUAUUUUUAAAAUAUGAUAUUAUUUCUUCAUUUCCUAAUUUUGAAAAAUAUUUAAAUUAUUUUUUAAAACCAGUUAUAAAUAAUGAUAAAUUAUUAUGGGAUGUAAACAAGGAAUAUUUUGAAUUAUAUAACUUACAAUUCAAAAAAAAAUGCAAUAAUGAUAAUGAUAGCUAUUUUCUAUUAGAAAAUGAAGUAAAAAAUAAAUUGAAUGAACUUUUAGAAAAUUCUUCUAAUGAUAGCACCUCAAGUUUUAGUGAAGAAAAUUCUGUUUCUUCGUCUUCAUCAGAAAAAUCAUUCAUUUGUGAUAACACAAGCGAUGAUGAAAUAAUAAAUAUAAAAGCACAUAACAAUGAGAGUCUUUCAAAUUUAUUAUUAAAGAUUUCACAUAAGAAUAAUUCCAACGUUUUAGAAGAAGAAUCGUGUUUUUUAAAUAGCGGAUUAAAUAAUGAAAAAAAAGUGAUGAGGAUACCUUUUAAUAAUGAAGUAAGAGAAGAUAUGCCAUAUAAGAAUUUUAUUAUAGAAAAUAGAAAAAAAGUUGAUAAAAAAGAAAAAAAUGCCUUUUUGAACUUAAAUAAUAUUAAUUUAAAUCAUUUAGUAGAUUCAAUUGUAAGUAAAAAUAGGGAAUGUAAUUCCAUUGAUAAAAUGAUGAAGGAUAAUAUAAAUGGUUCACUAGUUGAUAAAUUUGUAAAAACAUAUGAAAAUGAACAUGAGGAAAUAAAGAAUUUGCACACAAAAAUAAAUAGUAUGGAACAAAUUAUUAAGCAUUUGAUGAAUGAGAUAAUAAAAAGAGAUUUGAAAGAUAAACAGUUGAAAGAUAAUAAGAUUAAAGGACUGAAUUUUAAUAAAAAAGAAAUAAAUAUGGAAUUAAAUAGUGAAAAAAAUGAAGAAAAAAAUGAAAUAAUAUGCAAUGAAAUAGACAAUAUAAAAAAUAUAAAUACAAAUAAUGUAAGCAACAAUGAUUCAAAGGAAAUAGAUAAAAACUAUUUCGAUAGUUACAAUUAUACCAGCAUACAUAGAACAAUGAUUUUAGAUAAAAGUAGAACCAAUUCUUACUAUGAAUUUAUAUAUAAAAAUAAAGAAAUAUUUAAAAAUAAAAUCGUUUUAGAUAUAGGAUGUGGAUCAUCUAUAAUUUCUUUGUUUUGUUCUGACCACGCAAAGAUCAUUGUUGGUAUUGAUAAUGCUGAGAAAAUUUUAAAUAAAGCAAAGAAAAUAGCAGAAAAAAACAAAGCAAACAAUAUUUUUUUAUUUAAAGGUAAAUUAGAAGAUAAUGAUAUAUAUAUAGAUGAAAAAGAACAGAUAUAUUAUUUAAGUAAAAAUAUAAACAUUGAAAAUUUUCAAAAAAUUAAUAAUGUUCAGUUAAAACUUUUAAAAUUUGAUAUUAUUAUAUCAGAAUGGAUGGGAUAUUUCUUAUUUUACGAAUGUAUGAUAAAUACUAUCUUAUAUGCUAGAGAUGUUUACUUAAAGGAAAAUGGUUAUAUAUUCCCAAAUAAAAUAUAUUUAUAUAUAUGUGGAUACAAUGAUUUAGAAUAUAUAAAUGAAAAUAUAUUAAUAUGGGACAAGCCAUUAUAUAACAAAGAUUUAUCUGAGUUAAAACCAAAUUUCAAAAAAUUCAUAGAAAACGCAAAAAUUAUAAAUGUAGAUAAAAAUAAAGUAUCUACUGAAAUAAUUAAUUAUUCUACAAUUAACUUGUACACAUAUAAAAAGGACAAUUUUUAUGUUAAUUCUGAAUUUAAAAUUCCUAUAAAAGAGGAUCAAAUAGUGACGAGUUUGUGCUUUUAUUUUGACUGCAUUUUUGAGAUCUCUACAUUUUAUGAAAAUACUUAUCAAUAUAUAUCAAAUGAAAACAAAAUGAAACCUAUAGUAAAUUCAAAUAGUACGACUAAUAUUUUAACAACAAGCAUGUUUAAAGAAAAAACUCAUUGGAAGCAAACACUUUUACAUCUACAUUGUUGUAAUAAUAUUGCUCAGAUUUUUUGUAUCGAUAAGAAACAAAGUAAUUACUUACAUGGUAACAUUUAUAUUUCCCCUCAAACAAAAAAUUCAAGAAAUAUUAAUGCAGUAUUACAUAUAAAAAAAAAUAAAUCAAUAAAUAUAAAUGAAGAAUUAAUUUGUUGUUAUUCUAUAGAUUAA